Messenger RNA from Agrilus planipennis (emerald ash borer), 1293 nucleotides. RefSeq names its product suppressor of cytokine signaling 2-like. Gene Ontology annotation, biological process: phosphatidylinositol phosphate biosynthetic process; intracellular signal transduction. Gene Ontology annotation, cellular component: phosphatidylinositol 3-kinase complex. The transcript is spliced from 2 exons. The record is from RefSeq and is a predicted model, not a curated record. Gene Ontology annotation, molecular function: 1-phosphatidylinositol-3-kinase regulator activity. Bases 86 to 1144 code for a protein of 352 amino acids. NCBI's taxonomy places the organism in Eukaryota, Metazoa, Arthropoda, Insecta, Coleoptera, Buprestidae.
UCUAUGGACAGAACCUCAAAAUUUUUAUUUGUCAUUUGUUGGCCUUUUUCGUGAUAAUUAGGAAUUGUUUGUCUUGUUAUGAAAUAUGUCUUUUGAUGUAUCUGAACGUAACGCAGUCAGUAACAAUACAUUAACUAAGAAAAAGACACUAAAUAUAAAGGACAUCAGUGAAAAGUGUUCGAAAAAUAAAAUAAUUGCUCAGUCCAAACGAGAGUGUUCAGAAUUAGAUAUUAACGGUUUCUACACGAAUAACAACAACAAUCAAAUGUUCAGUCGGUUUUGGAAAAGAUUGAAGUGCAUAAAAGGCACCAUACGAAAUUGUAAAUUAGUGCGCUGGCCAAAGUUUCAAGAAACCUGCUCAAGUGAUCAGCCAGUUUAUAUAGAAAAGCUUACAUCUCCUGAAGAUGUAUCUGUAUCUCAUAUUUCGUUCUCAACAAACUUCGUCCCAAGUAGUAAAGCCCCUAUACCAGAGUUUUUAAAUUUGGAAGACUCUAUUCCCCCACCUAUCCCUUCAAAAGGUUCUAAAAACAAAGCAAGUUUUAAUGAAGGUAGCUCUCAGUGUCUCAAUCCUCAAAACAUUUCAAAUGAACACCAAAUAUCCCCAACACCUUUCUUUGCUGAAAAAACAAUUGAAGAUGCAAAACUUUCCAAGGGUGUUCAUCAAGAAAUAUUUUCUUUGGCAAAAUAUGGAUGGUAUUGGGGUCCUAUUUCACAGAAAGAGGCCCAUGAAAAGCUUAGAGAUCAACCAGAUGGUGCAUUUUUAGUGAGAGAUUCGUCCUCAGAUAGAUAUUUGCUAACAAUAAGUUUUAGAAGUUCUGGAAAGACCUUACACUCACGCAUAGAACACAGUUGUGGUUUCUACUCAUUUUUUUCACAGGCACCAGGCUACCCAAGUGUAGCAGAAUUAAUUGAAAAGUCUAUAUCUUUAUCUCAAGAUACUGUUCUUGGAUAUUCAUUUCAUAGAAUAGAGGUGCAACCAGAUUAUCCUGUAAGAUUAACAAAACCAAUUUCCAGGUUUAUGGAAAUUCGUUCCUUGCAAUCUCUGUGUAGAUUUGUCAUUAGACAGAAUGUUAAUGUCGCAAACAUCGAUAGUCUUCCUCUUCCUGAAUCUUUAAAGCAAUUUAUUCAGCAGAAUCAUUAUUAGUUGUUGCUGAUAUUGAAUAAUCAUAAAUUGUGUGAUAAUGUUUGUUUUCAAUUUGUUAAAACAAAAUUUUAUAGGAUGUUUUUUAUAGUUGUUUUUUUAAUACUUACUUUUGUCAAAAUACGAUAUAAUAAAGAGUUUGUAUUUCCUUA